GUAAUUCCUGCGUUCUCCUGAGUUGUGUGUCGCAGGCUGCUGACGUCGUCCCCGGUCACCUCUAGUCCUUCUAUGAGAGAAGAAUGUACCGAGCUCUGAGUACCGGCACACAGCGGGGGUCCUCAGCCCUGCACAGGCUGCUCAGCACAUUGGUGGUGGCAGAACAUGACACGCAGCAGCUCACCCCCAUCACCCUCAACGCCAUAUCCGCUGCCAAGAGACUUGGAGGGGAAGUGUCCUGCCUGCUGGCUGGAACCGACUGCACCAAGGUAGCAGAGCAGUUAUCAAAGGUUGAAGGAGUUUCCAAGCUCUUUGUAGCGCAACAUGAAGCAUAUAAAGGUUUCCUACCAGAGGAGCUGGCUCCCUUGAUUUUGGAAGCACAGAAGCAGUUUAAAUUUACCCACAUAUGUGCUGGAGCAUCAGCCUUUGGAAAGAAUUUACUGCCAAGAGUAGCAGCAAAGCUUGACGUGGCACCAGUAUCUGAUGUUAUUGACAUCAAGUCUCCAGAUACAUUUGUGAGAACAAUAUAUGCCGGAAAUGCUUUGUGUACAGUGAAAUGUGAUGAGUCUGUAAAAGUGUUCACUAUCAGAGGCACGUCCUUUGAAGCAGCUCAGAGUUCAGGAGGAAACGCAAGCCUUGAAAAUGUGACUCCACCUCCACCGGCUGGAAUAUCUGAAUGGUUGGAGCAGAGUCUGACCAAAAGUGACCGUCCUGAGUUAACCGGUGCUAAAGUUGUGGUCUCUGGAGGUCGAGGGUUAAAGAGUGGUGAUAACUUCAAGUUGUUGUAUGAUCUGGCAGAUCAGCUGCAUGCUGCGGUGGGUGCCUCUCGUGCUGCUGUAGAUGCUGGAUUUGUCCCCAAUGAUAUGCAGGUGGGGCAGACAGGAAAAAUUGUAGCACCGGAGCUGUACAUUGCGGUCGGCAUCUCAGGAGCUAUCCAGCACUUGGCUGGAAUGAAGGACAGCAAGACUAUUGUUGCCAUAAAUAAGGAUCCAGAGGCUCCAAUUUUCCAGGUGUCAGAUUAUGGUUUAGUGGCAGAUUUAUUUAAGGCGGUACCAGCAAUGACAGAACUACUUAAGAAGAAAUAAAGGAAAUUCCACUUGCCAAGUAAUAAACAGCUGCUGCUUAACAAAAAAAAAAUCUUUGUAAUUACAGGAUACAUUACUCCAAGCCUGAUGAUUAUAUGUUUUUUUACUGAUGGUGUUUAAAUGGUUUAGGAAUAACAGAACUUUAAUAAAAGCUACUUGUAAAAUUCA
Messenger RNA from Rana temporaria (common frog), 1253 nucleotides. RefSeq names its product electron transfer flavoprotein subunit alpha (gene ETFA). Lineage: Eukaryota; Metazoa; Chordata; Amphibia; Anura; Ranidae. Gene Ontology annotation, cellular component: mitochondrion. Bases 84 to 1085 code for a protein of 333 amino acids. Gene Ontology annotation, molecular function: flavin adenine dinucleotide binding; electron transfer activity. The record is from RefSeq and is a predicted model, not a curated record. The transcript is spliced from 12 exons.